AUGUCGACAACAAAAAAAUCAAAAAAAUUAACUAAAAAUCAAAUACAAGCUAUUCUAAAUACUGAUUAUAUUCGACAACAUUUAAUUCAAGUUGGUUUAAUUGAUAAUCGAGGAAAUAUUAUUCCUAGAGAUGACGAUCAACAUCGUUCAAGACAACGAUAUGUCUCAAAUAAUAAACAAAACCGACUAUUAUCCGCACGUUAUACAACUGAUGCAUCAACUCCUGGACGUUCAUUAAAUACAAAUGAAUCUAAUUCAAAUCGAUCAUCUAAUUAUAAUUCAAAUGAUCAACUAAAACAAACAAAUAAACCACAAAAUUCAGCACGUUCGCCAUCAUCAAAUCAACGUCCAUGCGUACAAAAUGUUUUACUUCGUCGUACUGCCAGUCCAAAUAUUAUGCCAGUUGGCGAGCGAUGUGUUGUAACAAUGAUGUAUUUUGGACCAGAAUUAAAUGUUGAAUAUGAUCGUAAACAAUUUGAACCUAAUGGAGAUGAAAUUGUUGUAAUGCAACAACAUUGUGGUGGAGAAAAUCUUGUUGUUUUUAAAGGAUUUGUAAAUCCAAAUGAUAUGCUUUCAUUUGAAUCUGCACGACAUAUGGAUUAUCCAUUUGCAUUAACAUGUUAUAUAAAUGGUGCUAUUUAUAAUCGUUUAUCAGUUUGUUGUGAAUCUAGAUGUAAAGGUUUUAAGAGAAUUGGUGGAAAACAUGGUUUUUUUGGUAUAAUAGAUAUUCAAAAAGAAAAACCAUGUCGAAGAUGUCGAUUUGAGCAAAGAAUGAAAAAAUUGAUUGAAGAAGACGAAAAGAAAUCACCAUCUCGUCGUCAAAAAUCAAAUACAGCUUCUAGAUCACGUUCAAAAUCAGCUACAGCUCGGACGAAAAAUUCUGCAGCACCUAAUACUCCUACAAAAAAUUCAAAACCAAAUACAAAUAGAAAAUCAACUUCUCAGUCGACAACUAAUUCGAAAGCAACGGUAAGACGUUCAUCAGAUCCAAACUCAAUAGAAUCUGAAACAUCAAAUCCUAAGACAAUUCCUAAAAUAACUACAACUCGUGCAUCAGAUCCAGAACCUACUGAGUCUGAUGAAUCAAGUAAGAAAACAAUAAAUUUUCACACAACAAAGUCAACUGAAUCGGAUACAACAAGUUCCAAACCAGUAUCGGCUCAAACAUCAAAUCCAAAAUCAAAUACUGAAGACAAUUCAAAUAAAGAAUCAAUUGCAUUACUUAAAAAUGCUCCACCACCAACGGUUAAUCGUACAUCAAGUCUAGAAUCAAUCGAAUCUGGUCCAACAAGUCCGGAACCAAGAAAUACUCGUACAAAAAAUUCAGCUCGUAUAUCAAAUCUAAGAUCCCCUGAAUCUGAUACAACAAAUCCAAAACCAAUAUCAGUCCAAACAUCAAAUCCAAAAUCAAAUACACCUAAUAAUUCAAAUAAAGAACCAAUUGCAUUACUUAAAAAUGCUCCACCACCAACUGUAAAUCGUACAUCAAGCCCAGAAUCAAUCGGAUCUGAUCCAAGAAGUCCGGAACAAAGAAAUUCUCGUCCAACAAAUUCAGCUCGUAUAUUAAGUCUAAGAUCACCUGAAUCUGAUACAACAAAUCCAAAACCAAUAUUAGUCCAAACAUCAAAUCCGAAAUCAAAUACACCAGAUAAUUCAAAUAAAGAACCAAUUGCAUUACUUAAAAAUACUCCGCCACCAACUGUACGUCGUACAUCAAGUCUAGAAUCAAUCGAAUCCGAUCCGAGAAUUCCAGAGCCAAGAAAUACUCGUACAACAAAUUCAGCUCGUAUAUCAACUCUAAGAUUAGCUGAAUCUGACACAACAAAUCCGAAACCAGUAUCGGUUCAAACACAAAAUUCGAAAUCAAAUACUGCAGACAAUUCAAAUAAAGAACCAAUUGUAUUACGUACAAGUGCUCCACCACCAACUGUACGUCGUACAUCAAGUCUAGAAUCAAUCGAAUCCGGUCCAAAAAGUCCAGAACCAAUGAAUUCCCGCACAACAAAUUCAGCUCAAAUGUCAAGUCCAAGAUCAAUUGAAUCUGAUAUAUCAAGUCCAGAGCCAGUUGUUGCACGAAAAUCAAAUUUCAGAGCACCUAAAGCUCGUCAACAACGUCCAGAAAUUACUGAAUCUGAUCUAUCAAUUCCCGACGUAUCAUCUGAAUCAGAAUCUCCAACAACAUUCUCGUCAAAUCAUCCACCUACAUCAACUAGUUCAUCACAUCCAUUUUCUUCGAAUUUAGAAAAGCUAGGAGAAAAAAAUCAUCGAACAAUUCUUUCUCGCUGUAAUAAUAAACAAAAUGAAGCAUCUUCAUCCGAUACAUCCGAAAUUCGACGUAAUCAACAUCAAAAAUGGUCUACUUCUUAUGAAAGACAUAAUUAUAAAGAUGAUAUUUCUUCAGUUGACGGAUCAGAUGAUGAAUUAAAAGAAAUGUUCUCUACAACAGAUCGUCAAUCAAGUAUUGAAGAUUAA
This is a messenger RNA of Adineta steineri, 2472 nucleotides long. NCBI's taxonomy places the organism in Eukaryota, Metazoa, Rotifera, Eurotatoria, Adinetida, Adinetidae. The record is from the annotation of a GenBank genome assembly.